AGAUAAACCUUGGGGUAAGAUCCUUGGAGCCUUUUCCCUUCCCCGGGAGGCAGCAGCAGGCUGGUGGUGACAAUCUACCAAGGUCCAAGAAUAGGGCAUCUUCCCCUCUCCAAGCUGGCCACACAGGGCCAAUGGCAUGAGGACAGGCUGACAGUGAGACUGGUCACCUUCCCCCACUGCUUGUCUUUUGGGGAAUGCUCCUAAAGAAUUUGGAACAGCUCUGUCAUGGCCACACGGUGUAGUGCCCCUUGCUGGACUUGAUGGACACAGCUGGUGCCAUGCAGCUGGACUUUUCUCUUCUGGAGGGGACUGCCCAGCCCACAGUGAGUGCAGCAGUCCUGAGUGCCACCUCACUUGUCACCCAGUCUAAAGCCGGGUCAGAGCCAGCUCCAAAGCUCCGCAGCCUUGCCAGCAGAGCUGGCAGCCACAGUCCUCCGCAGUCCAGGUUAAUUGAGCCUCUCCUCCCAGUCUCCUGUCACCUUUCCAUAGCUGCAGCCCUGUGCAGACAACCCCCCCCACAGUCCCCAAGAGAAACAGUGAUGGCAGGAUGGGGAAACUAAGGCAUGUUGGAGCCGCACAGAAAUGCCUGAGGUCUCAGGGCUGGAGAAUUGAAGGGUUGUGCAUUACUGAGUGGGGUGGAUGGUGAGUGGUGGAGGAAGAAUAACUCGUACAGGGAUGAUGCUCGGGCUCCGUGGAAUGGGAUCUUGGUGGUGCAACCAGCAGAGCUGAGUGGCUGCAGGUCUGUCUCAGGUGCCUAGGAUGCUGGCGCUGUGCCUGCUGUCCCUGGCCUGGCUCAGUGAGGGCUCCCAGCGCAGUGAGCCCAUGUUCACCGCCGUCACCCACCAACUGCUCCCGCCUGACUACGACAGCAACCCCACACAGCUCAACUACGGCGUGGCUGUCACUGACCUGGAUGCUGAUGGCAGCUUUGAGAUCGUGGUGGCUGGAUACAAUGGCCCCAACCUGGUGCUCAAGUAUGACAAGGCACGGGGCCGGCUGGUCAACGUGGCAGAGGAUGAGUACAGCUCCCCUUACUAUGCGCUGCGGGACCGGCCAGGCAAUGCUAUCGGUGUGACAGCGUGUGACAUCGACGGGGAUGGCCGUGAGGAAAUCUACUUCCUCAACACCAACAAUGCCUUCUCUGGCAUGGCCACCUACACGGAUAAGCUCUUCAAACUCCGCAACGGGCGCUGGGAGGACCUGCUGAGCGACGAAGUGAACCGCGACGUGGCCAGCCGCUUCGCAGGGCGCUCUGUCGCCUGUGUGGACCGCACGGGGUCGGGCAGGUACUCUAUCUACAUCGCCAACUACGCCAGUGGCAAAGUGGGCCCACAUGCGCUGCUGGAGAUGGACGUGGCUGCUAGUGACCCUGCCCGUGGCAUCGUGGUGCUGGUGGACGUGGCCGCCCAGGCUGGUGUCAGCAAGUACACAGGGGGCCGUGGUGUGGCUGUAGGCCCCAUCCUGAGUGACAGUGCUUCUGACAUCUUCUGUGGGAAUGAGAACAGCCCCAACUUCCUGUUCCACAACCGUGGGGAUGGGACAUACCAGGACGUGGCAGCUGUGGUAGGGCUGGAUGACCCCUACCAGCAUGGACGUGGUGUGGCACUGGCUGACUUCAACCGUGAUGGCCGUGUGGACAUUGUCUAUGGCAACUGGAAUGGGCCGCACCGCCUCUACCUCCAGGCAGGGGCCCCUGGGCGCAUCAAAUUUCGGGACAUUGCCACUCCCAAGUUCUCCAUGCCAUCCCCUGUCCGCACUGUCAUCGCUGCUGACUUUGACAAUGAUCAGGAGCUGGAGGUCUUCUUCAACAACAUUGCCUACCGCGGCUCCUCCGCUAAUCGCCUGUUCCGGCUCAUCCGCAGGGAGCACUCAGACCCCAUUGUAGAAGAGCUGAACCCGGGGGAUGCGCUGGAGCCCGAGGGACGGGGCACUGGGGGUGCGGUGACAGACUUUGAUGGCGAUGGGAUGCUGGAUCUGAUCCUAUCCCACGGCGAGUCCAUGGCACAGCCACUCUCCAUCUUCAAGAGCACCCAGGGUGCUGGCAACAACUGGCUGCGGGUUGUGCCACGCACCCGCUUUGGGGCCUUUGCACGAGGAGCCAAGGUGGUGCUGUUCACACGACGCAGCGGUGCCCACCUGCGCAUCAUCGAUGGCGGCUCAGGGUACCUGUGUGAAAUGGAGCCCGUGGCACACUUUGGACUGGGACGUGACGAAGCCAGCAGCCUGGAGGUGACGUGGCCCGACGGCCGUGUCCUGGUGCGAGCGGUGGCCAGCAGUGAGACCAACUCUGUCCUGGAGGUCCCCUAUCCACGAGACACAGAGAAACCACCGAUGCCCACCCUGCUGGAGUGCGGGCAGGGAUUCUCCCAGCACGAGAACGGACGCUGCGUAGACACCAACGAGUGUGCUGAGUUCCCCUUUGUCUGCCCCCGGGAGAAACCCAUCUGCAUCAACACCUAUGGCGGGUACCGCUGCCGCAGCAACAAGCGCUGCGCUCGUGGCUUCGAGCCCAAUGAGGAUGGCACAGCAUGUGUGGCUCAGGUGGCCUUUUUUGGGGGAUACCCCUCCACCGGGAGCUGGCCCUGGGCCCCCCAACGCAUUCUCCUCUCUCUGGGCUUCGGACUCUGCCUUUGCCUCUAUGCACUUUAACCCUGCCUGUAACACCCGAGCAGCCUUGGCGAAGGAGCAGCCAGCCUCUGUCUGUCUCUUUUUCUCU
This is a messenger RNA of Centrocercus urophasianus (Greater sage-grouse), 2716 nucleotides long. RefSeq names its product cartilage acidic protein 1 (gene CRTAC1). The coding region runs from base 760 to 2649 and encodes 629 amino acids. Gene Ontology annotation, biological process: axonal fasciculation. The transcript is spliced from 14 exons. NCBI's taxonomy places the organism in Eukaryota, Metazoa, Chordata, Aves, Galliformes, Phasianidae. The record is from RefSeq and is a predicted model, not a curated record. Gene Ontology annotation, molecular function: calcium ion binding.